AUGAAGAGCAGCCAAGAGCCGCUCCCGAUCUCAAUCAGUGAAGCAUAUCAUUUAUUGGCACCACUCAAGACUCGCUAUAAAAAUACAAGGGCAGAGUCCUAUCGGAUUUAUACAAAGACACUUGAAUACGCCGAAAUGUUUUGCAAAAUUGAAGACAAGUCCGCACUUGUCGAUUUGAAGUUCUUUUUGACGGAGCUUGGGUUAAAUCAGGAGGAAGUUGCUAUGGUUAUAACUUUACUCCCCCAGUCAGUGAGUGAGGCUAAAAUCUGUAUUCCGAGCUUAUCAAGGUUGGAGGAUAAGCUGAUCAGUAAAAUAAUAGAAAAAAUAAACAGUGCUGCUGGCUAG
Molecule: messenger RNA, 345 nt
Organism: Vittaforma corneae ATCC 50505
Lineage: Eukaryota; Fungi; Microsporidia; Nosematidae
Exons: 1
Coding region: 1-345 (114 amino acids)
Biological process (GO): DNA-templated transcription initiation
Cellular component (GO): RNA polymerase complex
Molecular function (GO): nucleotide binding
Source: RefSeq, a predicted model, not a curated record